ACGUGACUCCUCAUCUCCCCUCCGCACUCCAGCUUUCCAAUGUAGCGAAUGUACCUUUGUACCGGCCCAGCUCCGAAAAACCUCCAAUAGACCGAGUAAUAGCCAGCGAGAAAUUUAUCAUCGCCGGAGCAGCGAAACCACGUCCGUCACCUUUACAAAAAAAAACCGCCCUGCCGCAAACCACCCAAAACCCGCCCAAUUGACCUCGCCUCUUUUUUGUUCUCUUCUUCUCUUUCUUCUUUUCCCUCGUCUCCCCCACAAAAGCCGCAAUCAUGUUCCGCACUGCUGUCCUCCGCACAUCCGCCUCGGCCGUCCGCGCUGUUGCCCGACCCGUCGCCAUCCGAAGAACAGCUGCCCUGGCCGCUGCUCCCCGCGCCGUCGCCGCUCCUUUCCGUGUCCAGAGCCUCAUGGGCGUGAGGAUGUACAGCGCUGGUGGUGGCCUGCACAAGGAGGAGGUUGAGGGCCGCAUCAUGAGCCUGCUGCAGGGAUUCGACAAGGUCAACGACGCUACCAACAUCAAGCCCACUGCCCACUUCGCCAACGACCUCGGCCUGGACAGUCUCGACACCGUUGAAGUCGUCAUGGCCAUCGAGGAGGAGUUCAGCAUCGAGAUUCCCGACAAGGAUGCCGACAGCAUCCACUCAGUUGACAAGGCUGUCGAGUACAUCCUCAACCAGCCCGACGCCCACUAAAUUACUCCCGACCCGAACGACUCUGGAAACACUGGCCAACCUCCCUGUUUUUCUCCCUCCUUUAACUCUCCAAAGUCCCUCCCUCGUUAUGGCACUUAAAAUUCCCUUCCUACGAUAUACCCGGAUAUGAAGAGGUCAGGAUAUAAGGGAUGGGGUUUACCGAGAUAAAAUAAUGAAUUUGUUUGGGGACUUGUAAAAUAUAAAAAAAAGGCCAUUCACGGUCAAAACAGGUGAUACCAGGUGAUGGUAAAAAAAAAA
Molecule: messenger RNA, 950 nt
Organism: Trichoderma harzianum CBS 226.95
Lineage: Eukaryota; Fungi; Ascomycota; Sordariomycetes; Hypocreales; Hypocreaceae
Exons: 4
Coding region: 273-692 (139 amino acids)
Biological process (GO): fatty acid biosynthetic process
Cellular component (GO): mitochondrion
Molecular function (GO): acyl carrier activity; acyl binding
Source: RefSeq, a predicted model, not a curated record